AUGGGAAUCAGCACCUCCAAAUCUGAGACUAUGGUCCUCAGCUGGAAAAGGGUGGAGUGCCCUCUCAGGGUUGGUAGCGAGAUCCUGCCCCAAGUGGAGGAGUUCAAGUAUCUCGGGGUCUUGUUCAUGAGUGAGGGAAGAAUGGAGCGUGAGAUCGACAGGCGGAUAGGUGCGGCAUCCACAGUGAUGCGGGCUCUGCAUCGGUCUGUCGUGGUGAAAAAGGAGCUGAGCCGUAAGGCAAAACUCUCAAUUUACCAGUCGAUCUACGUUCCUACCCUCACCUAUGGUCAUGAGCUAUGGGUAGUGACCGAAAGAACGAGAUCGCGAAUACAAGCAGCUGAAAUGAGUUUCCUCCGUAGGGUGUCUGGGCUUUCCCUUAAAGAUAGGGUGAGAAGCUCAGUCAUCCGGGAGGGGCUCAGAUUAGAGCCGCUGCUCCUCCGCAUCGAGAGGAGUCAGAUGAGGUGGCUCGGGCAUCUGAUCAGGAUGCCUACUGGACUCCUCCCUGGAGAGGUGUUAUGGGCACGUCUAACCGGGAGGAGGCCCCGGGGAAGACCCUGGACACGCUGGAGGGACUAUGUCUCUUGGCUGGCCUGGGUACGCCUCGGGAUUCUCCAGGAAGAGCUAGAAGAAGUGGCCGGGGAGAGGAAAUUGAAAAUCUGUCUGUGGCUUCAAAAAGUCUUCUGA
This is a messenger RNA of Erpetoichthys calabaricus (reedfish), 684 nucleotides long. RefSeq lists its product as uncharacterized. The transcript has 2 exons. Bases 1 to 684 code for a protein of 227 amino acids. The record is from RefSeq and is a predicted model, not a curated record. NCBI's taxonomy places the organism in Eukaryota, Metazoa, Chordata, Cladistia, Polypteriformes, Polypteridae.